Messenger RNA from Corylus avellana, 2847 nucleotides. It is a transcript of the gene MEF8S, whose product is annotated as Pentatricopeptide repeat (PPR) superfamily protein. Gene Ontology annotation, biological process: RNA modification. Lineage: Eukaryota; Viridiplantae; Streptophyta; Magnoliopsida; Fagales; Betulaceae. Gene Ontology annotation, molecular function: RNA binding; protein binding; zinc ion binding. The record is from RefSeq and is a predicted model, not a curated record.
UACAUUUGUAGCCCAAUAGGGUUUAACGUUCGAAGAUCAGGGAUUCAGGGUUCAGCUCCUCCAUUAACACACUUUCCGGUCUCUGCUUUUCUCUCUUUGAAAUUCUGUUCUGGGAACUCGCUUGUAGCACUAGAAGGGUCUGGGCCAGAAAUGUCCUCAAAGAGAGCUACGAUUCUCACAAACAACUUUCUCGUAGCACUAUCCAAGGUAUGUUCUUCACACAACUCAUCAUAUUCAAUCAAAACGCUCACUUUGCUGAGAAAUCUCAGCACUGCCGCUGAAAGAUCAGAUUUUCAAAACGCUAAUGGAUAUUACGUAGAUAAUUCUUUAGAAUAUCAGCAAAACCCUAGUGGGUAUUACAGUGAGAGCCAAAAUCCUAGAGCUUUUCACCAGAAAUCAACUGGUUCUAUUGGUGGAAGCUCAGUGGAGGUUCAGUGUGGCUCAAAUCCCGCUGGGACUUGUAGGGAAAACGCAACAAAUGAUUUUGUGGAGAACCCAGUUGGGCAAACUGGAAGUUUUAGUGGGUUUUCUGGGCAAAAUUAUGGUGAGUUUCGGCAAAAUUCAAACGAAUAUGAUCAGAAUUCUGGUGGGGCUUAUAGGCAAAGCUCUAGCAGUAGAUAUCAGAGCAGCCCAGUUGAAGAAGGGGGAAACUUUAGUGGGAAUAAUGGUCAAAAUAGUGGAAAGGCGCUGCAGAACCCAAGUGGGUUUUAUGCAAAUAAUUUGAGAGGGUUCGAGCAGAAUUCAAGUGGGUUUCAUCAGAAUAAUAGUGAAGUUUAUAGGGAAAGCACAAUAAAUGAAAUGCAGAGCAACCAAGUUCAGCAAAAUGGAAAUUUUAGUGGGCAUCAUGGGUAUAACAAUGGAGAGUUCUCGCAGAACUAUAAUGGAGUUAACGCGCAGAGUACAAUGAAUUUACAACAUAGUAUGAAUGGAUUCUAUGGGAGAAAUAGAAAUAUACAAAAUUCAUAUGGGUCUUACCAGGAGGGGCCUGGAGAAGUGAGGCAGAAUCCUUAUGGGUUUAAUUCCCAAGGCCUUUCAGAAUCUCAUGGAAGCCUAAUUGGGAACUACAUGCAAAAUUUUGGGCAAGCUCAGCAAACCCCGUAUGACCGUAACUUAGGGAAUGUUGGACUGAAGCAGCAAGUCCAAAGUGGGUGUCAGCAGAGCCCAAGUGAUGGACAAUAUCAUCAGAACCUACAAGUUGGACAAUAUCCGCCAAACUCUAAUGCUUUUCAUAAUAUGACAGGGAGUUCUCAAUCACCGAGUCAUCCAACACCUGAGGGGGAAUCGGCUGAGAUAUCUGACAGUCACCCAGAUGUUGGAACUCUUGAGGAGCUAGAUGUCUUUUGCAAAGAGGGGAAAGUGAAGGAAGCUGUGGAAGUUUUGGGGUUGUUAGAGAAGCAGUGUAUUCCUGUGAAUUUGCCCCGAUAUUUACAGUUAAUGAAGGCAUGUGGUGAGGCUCAAUCUAUACAGGAGGCAAAAUCUGUUCACGAACACAUCUUAAGAUCACAGUCCCCUCUCCAAGUGAGUACCUAUAAUGCAAUCAUAGAGAUGUAUUGGAAAUGUGGUUCUAUGGAUGAUGCGUUCACAGUGUUUGACACAAUGCCGAAGCGGAAUUUGACAUCUUGGGAUGCUAUGAUAACGUGGCUUGCUAAGAAUGGUCUUGGGGAGGACGCCAUUGAUCUGUUCACUAAGUUUAAGGAAACAGGACUGAAACCUGAUGGUCAAAUGUUUAUUGGGGUUUUCUCUGCUUGUGGUGUUUUGGGAGACAUUAAUGAAGGAAUGUUGCACUUUGAAUCGAUGAGCAAGGAUUAUAGCAUUGCCCCAUCCAUGAAUCACUAUGUUAGUGUGGUAGACAUGCUAGGUGGUACAGGGUAUCUGGAUGAAGCUUUUGAAUUCAUUGAAAAGAUGCCAUUGGAACCAAGUGUUGAUGUAUGGGAAACCUUGAUGAAUCUCUGCAGAGUUCAUGGGCACAUGGAGCUUGGUGAUCGUUGUGCUGAGCUUGUUGAGCAACUGGACCCCUCACGUUUGAAUGAGCAAUCGAAGGGCGGCCUUCUACCUGUGAAACCUUCAGACCUUGCAAAACAGAAAGAGAAAAAGAAACUAGCAAGUCAAAAUCUUUUAGAAGUUAGGAGCCGAGUCCAUGAAUAUCGGGCAGGAGAUAGAUCUCAUCCUGGCACUGAUAGGCUCUAUACGGAACUUAGGGCUUUGAGGGCACAGAUGAAAGAGACUGGUUAUAUACCAGAUACUAGAUUUGUGUUGCAUGACAUAGACCAGGAAUCCAAGGAGGACGCUCUUCUUGCUCAUAGUGAGAGACUUGCUAUUGCUGAUGGUCUUCUUAAUAGUCCUGCUAGAUCUCCUAUUAGGAUAAUCAAGAAUCUUCGUGUUUGUGGUGAUUGCCACACUGCUCUGAAGAUCAUCUCAAAGCUCGUUGGCAGAGAACUCAUUAUACGAGAUGCCAAGAGAUUCCACCAUUUCAAAGACGGGUUGUGCUCUUGCAGGGAUUAUUGGUGAACAGACUGAAAAUUGAGUUAUGCAGGUCUUACCUUGAGAUUUGAAGGAAAAGCCUUGGAGCUUACUCACAGGGAAACCAGUGAAGAAAAUUGCAUACAACAUGUCUAAAUCAGUUCUGGGAAGCAACAAAAUCUGUGUCCCUAGAUUGGAUGAUAUUUUGCUCUUUUCAGGGUGUUUUGUCCAUUGAUUUGACUGAGGCAAACAACAAGGAAAUGGUGUAGUCUCAGCCACUAAAGCAUUAUUCUUUCCAAAUACUCUUGAGAUAGCUGAUUGUUCUUCUCUGCCAUAUUAACUUCAAACAUCUCAAAAUUUAUAUCUUAUUAUUUCCCUUUAUGUUCA